CUGGUUGAACUUAACUGUGAUAUAAAAUCAUUUCGCUUAUUACGUUGCUACGUUUUCUAUAGAGCGCGACAACGUGAAGUAAGACGUUGUGAGAAAUUGGGUUCAAAGUUUAUACUAGUAUCUUUUAUAAACUGCCUGGUAGUGCUUUUCUGUGUGGCUUUCUCGACAGGUUGGACCAGUCGACUGGCACCAGUAAUUGGUCUCAUUUUCAAUCUAGCCUGUUUAGUGUUUAUUGGUGGUGCUAUAACUACCUUAUUUGUUUGGAAACUCAACGAAAUGUCAUUACCGAAGCGUUGUAUAUUCAUGCUGGUGUUCAUGAUGUUAUCGAUCAUCACCGGUGUGAUGUUUGCUGUCGCGCCCACAAUCUGUGAUUCAUUCAGUAAAUAUGGAUGUUUUGAAAGUUAUUAUUCACCUGCAUUAAAAGUCGCUGCGGUAUGUUACAUAUAUUUGAACUCGUUUACCAAUCCUUUGUAUUCCUAA
Angiostrongylus costaricensis is the source of this 480-nucleotide messenger RNA. NCBI's taxonomy places the organism in Eukaryota, Metazoa, Nematoda, Chromadorea, Rhabditida, Metastrongylidae. The record is from the annotation of a GenBank genome assembly.